This is a messenger RNA of Humulus lupulus (European hop), 901 nucleotides long. RefSeq names its product small ribosomal subunit protein mS37. The coding region runs from base 193 to 432 and encodes 79 amino acids. Gene Ontology annotation, molecular function: structural constituent of ribosome. The transcript has 3 exons. Gene Ontology annotation, biological process: mitochondrial translation. Lineage: Eukaryota; Viridiplantae; Streptophyta; Magnoliopsida; Rosales; Cannabaceae. The record is from RefSeq and is a predicted model, not a curated record.
UUUGGAAUUGAAAUAAGAAAAGUGGUGAUACUGCUGAGUUCAGUAAACCCUAAUAUCCCGCCAAAGCCCCAAAUCUUUGUCCUCUUUCAGCGACGCAAAACUGGUCUCUCUCGAGGCGCCGAGACAGUAGGAGGUCUUCCCCUCCUUCGUCACCGACUCCGACAGAGUUUAGAUUAGAAGAAGAACACAAUAAUGGGUCGGAAAGUUGGUACUCUUCGCAUUAAUCCCAAGAAAUUUGGCUCUCUUCACAAACCAUGUAUGAAGGAGAUGAUGACAUUUCUCAACUGCUUGGCACUUAACCACAACAGUGAUGAGAAGUGUGUAAAAAAUAAGGAACUUCUAAAUACUUGUAUGGAUGCUCAGAACAACAACAGGAAGCCAUGGGGAAGCAUUAAUUACCACAUGCAGAGGCUCAGUAGGGGAAAGAAAUAGUUUUUGGAUUUUCUAUAAACUAAAUUUCAACUAAUUUAUGGUCCUUACAAGUCAUCCUUUGCAGACAUAACGAGUUAUCAUUUGGUUUUUGCACCAAGAAGAGGAUUUUUUUCUUUCUUUCUUUUCGAUUUCAUUUGAGGAAAUGCCCUAAGAAGUUGUCAAAUUGGUAGUUGUUCAACUGAUGCUUCUUCUUAUGAGUUUUUGAAUAAAUUGUAAAACAGAGUAUACUGAUAUACUCCAUAGAGUGAAGUGGCCGCUAUCCCCAAGGCCGCGGCCAAGGAUGUUAGUGGCCGGCCACUGCUGCUUUUCAACCUCCCAAAUUCUCACAAAUUUCCAAAACAUCUCAUGCUCCUUGCACAUGAUUUUGUAAUUUUCAUACACAUAAUGAGAGUUAAAAUCAUAUCUCCAACAUCCAUAUCACAUUGUGGUUUUGUGAAAUUCAAAUUAAAUGUGUAACUCUCAUUUUACA